Messenger RNA from Caenorhabditis angaria, 312 nucleotides. Lineage: Eukaryota; Metazoa; Nematoda; Chromadorea; Rhabditida; Rhabditidae. The record is from the annotation of a GenBank genome assembly.
AUGUCUGGACGUGGAAAAGGAGGAAAAGGACUCGGCAAAGGAGGAGCCAAACGCCAUCGCAAAGUUCUUCGUGAUAACAUUCAAGGAAUCACCAAACCAGCGAUUCGCAGAUUGGCCCGACGAGGUGGAGUCAAACGUAUCUCUGGAUUAAUUUAUGAAGAAACUCGAGGAGUUCUCAAGGUUUUCCUUGAGAAUGUUAUCCGGGAUGCUGUUACUUAUUGUGAACAUGCCAAGAGAAAGACUGUCACUGCUAUGGAUGUCGUCUACGCUUUGAAAAGACAAGGACGCACACUUUAUGGAUUUGGCGGAUAA